AUGGUCGACUCUAGACCUAGCAGUACAGACGAAAAGGCCACUGUCGUCGCAGAUACCAAAACAAAGGGGUUCUUUUCCCGUCCUAAAUCUUCUCAGCUAGAUGCCGUCACCGACGAGAAGAACAAGGAGAAUGAUGUAGAUGCCGCCCCAGAGGCUGCCCCUGCUACUUCUGAUGUCCCCGCUAUCUCGUUUACUGAACUGUUCCGCUACUCCACUAAAUUCGAACUUUUCAUCGAUUUCAUCGGUAUCAUAGCUGCUGUAGCUGCAGGGGCCGCUCAGCCCCUCAUGUCGCUUCUGUUCGGAAAUCUAACACAAGAUUUCGUCAACUUUAGCCAGGUUCUUGCCGCAGCGCAGGACGGUGAUGCAGCAGCGGCUGCAAAUAUUCCUCAGGCAGCUGCUGAUUUCCGUCACUCUGCUGGCCUAAGUGCAACAUACCUGGUGUGCAUUGGUAUUGGCAUGUUCGUGUGCACCUAUGCGUACAUGUAUAUCUGGGUGUACACAGGUGAAGUUAAUGCAAAACGAAUCCGAGAACGUUACCUCAGGGCAGUACUCCGACAAGACAUCGCAUUUUUCGACAAUGUUGGAGCAGGUGAAGUCGCGACUCGAAUUCAGACGGACACCCAUUUGGUUCAACAGGGUAUUUCUGAGAAAGUAGCUCUCGUAGCUAACUUCUUGGGUGCUUUUGUCGCCGGUUUUGCUCUGGCUUAUGCCCGUAACUGGCGCUUAGCGCUGGCUAUGUCUUCUAUCUUACCUUGCAUAGCGAUCACUGGUGGUGUCAUGAACAAAUUCAUUUCAGGUUACAUGCAGCUCGCAUUGAAACACACCGCUGAAGGUGGAAGCAUUGCGGAGGAAGUUAUUUCGACUGUGCGUACUGCACAAGCCUUUGGAACACAAAGGAUCUUGGGAGGACUUUACAACAGUCGCAUUGACGAAUCCCACAAAGCUGACAUGAAAGCUUCGAUUUGGCAUGGUGGAGGAUUAGCCGUUUUCUUCUUUGUUAUCUACUCCGCGUACGGUCUGGCUUUUAGCUUUGGUACGACCCUGAUUAAUCAAGGCCAUGCUACUGCCGGCUCUGUUGUGAAUGUGUUUUUGGCAAUCUUAAUUGGGUCAUUCUCUCUUGCUCUCCUCGCUCCUGAAAUGCAAGCCAUUACCCAUGGUCGCGGUGCCGCCGCCAAGCUAUACCACACAAUUGAUCGUAUCCCCGAUAUUGAUUCAGCUAACCCCGAUGGGUUGAAGCCGGAGAAGGUUGAGGGUGAAAUUGUGCUUGAAGAUAUCAGGUUUAGCUAUCCUUCUCGCCCCAACGUUGAGGUAGUCAAAGGUCUUUCGAUUACUUUUCGCGCUGGAAAAACUGCUGCUCUUGUCGGUGCUUCCGGAUCUGGGAAGUCAACCGUUAUCUCUCUGGUGGAAAGGUUCUACGAUCCUGCGGCUGGAAAUGUCAAACUUGAUGGCGUCAAUGUUAAGGAUCUUAACUUGAAAUGGCUGCGUAACCAAAUUGGUCUUGUUUCACAAGAGCCUACUCUAUUUGCUACAACAAUUCGAGGAAAUGUUGCCCAUGGCCUCAUUGGCACCAAGUACGAGAACGCACCUGAAGAGGAGAAGGAGGCUUUGAUCAAGGAAGCCUGCAUCAAAGCGAAUGCUGAUGGAUUCAUCACCAAGUUGCCUCUCGGUUACGACACUAUGGUCGGUGAACGCGGUUUCUUGCUAUCUGGUGGACAGAAGCAACGUGUUGCCAUCGCUCGCGCCAUUGUAUCUGACCCCCGUAUUUUGCUAUUGGAUGAAGCAACAUCGGCCUUGGAUACCCAGUCAGAAGGAAUCGUACAGGAUGCUUUGGACAAAGCUUCAGCAGGUCGCACAACGAUUACUAUUGCUCACCGUCUCUCCACUAUCAAGGAUGCCGAUGUCAUCUAUGUCAUGGGUGAUGGACUUUUGCUCGAACAAGGGACCCACGAUGAGCUUUUGAAAGCCGAUGGUGCAUACGCCCGACUUGUACAAGCUCAGAAGCUCCGUGAAGGAAAGGAACACACUCCCGGAAAAGAUGCGGAAUCAGACUCAGAGUCGGAGGACAUGGAAAAGGCUGCACGUGAAGAGAUCCCUCUCGGUCGCAAAAACACUGGUACAUCCCUUGCCAGCGAAAUCCUGGAACAGAAGAGAAAAGCUGCCGAAGUGGCUGGCGGAGGAAAAGAGGGAGAUUACAAUUUGUUCUAUCUUUUCAAGAGAAUGGCGCCUAUCGUUCGCGACCAGCGUCAGGCCUACUUCUACGGUUCUAUCUGUGCCUGCCUGAGUGGCAUGGUCUACCCUGCGUUUGGUGUCGUUUAUGCCAAGGGUAUAGAAGGAUUCUCUGCACGCGAUCCCGCUCAACGCCGUUUUGAAGGAGAUAGAAAUGCGCUCUGGAUGUUCAUUAUCGCCAUUCUUUCCACAUUAGCGAUUGGUGUUCAGAAUUAUCUUUUUGCCGCUAGUGCAGCUACAUUGACCGCUCGUCUACGAACCCUCAGUUUCAAGGCCAUGUUAAGACAAGAUAUCGAGUUCUUCGAUAAGGAUGAGAAUAGCACCGGAAGUUUGGUUUCUCAACUCAGUGACAACCCGCAAAAAGUCAACGGUCUCGCUGGCAUCACUUUGGGUGCAAUCGUUCAGAGCAUCGCAACCCUUAUCGCUGGAUCCGUUCUCGGACUUGUCUUCAUCUGGAAGGUCGCCCUUGUCGGGAUUGCUUGCACUCCUCUCCUCAUCUCCACCGGUUACAUUCGUCUGCGUGUCGUCGUCUUGAAAGAUCAGGCUAACAAAAAAGCGCAUGAAGACUCCGCUCAGUUGGCCUGUGAAGCUGCUGGAUCCAUCCGCACAGUUGCUGCGCUAACGCGAGAAGAUGACUGUCUCGAAUUGUACAGCAAAAGUCUGGAAGAACCUCUGCGCAAAUCGAACAAGACUGCUAUUUGGAGUAAUGCCUUGUAUUCGUUCUCCCAAUCCCUUGUGUUCUUCGUCAUCGCCCUCAUCUUCUGGUAUGGAGCUACCCUCGUAUCCAGACUCGAAGCUACUACUUUCGAGUUCUUUGUCGGACUUAUGAGCACGACCUUUGGAGCUAUUCAGGCUGGAAAUGUCUUUUCAUUCGUGCCCGAUAUUUCAUCUGCGCAAGGAGCUGGCUCAGACAUCAUCAAGUUGUUGGACUCUAUGCCUGAAAUUGACGCCGAUUCUACUGAGGGUAAGACCAUCGACGCGAAGGCUGUUCGUGGUCAUAUCCGAUUUGAGAACAUUCACUUCCGAUACCCUACUCGACCUGGCGUCCGCGUGUUGCGCGACCUUUCACUCGAGGUUGAACCCGGUACAUACAUCGCCUUAGUUGGAGCCAGUGGUUCGGGCAAGAGUACGACUAUUCAAUUGAUCGAACGUUUCUAUGAUCCUUUGCAUGGCGCGGUUUAUCUCGACGGCGAACGUAUCACCGAUCUUAAUAUUCAGGAGUAUCGCAAGCAUCUGGCGCUGGUUUCACAGGAGCCCACACUUUAUGCCGGAACUGUCCGAUUCAAUAUUCUCCUUGGUGCCAUAAAACCACACGACCAAAUUACUCAGGAGGAAAUCGAAGAUGUUUGCCGGGAUGCCAACAUCUUGGAUUUCAUUCAAGGACUGCCUCAGGGCUUCGACACCGAAGUCGGUGGAAAGGGAUCUCAAUUGUCCGGUGGUCAGAAGCAGCGUAUCGCUAUUGCCCGUGCUCUGCUGCGCAAUCCUAAAGUGCUCUUGUUGGACGAGGCUACGUCUGCCCUCGACUCCAACUCAGAGAAGGUAGUCCAAGCAGCUUUGGACCAAGCAGCUAAGGGCAGGACAACGAUCGCGAUUGCCCAUCGGUUGUCGACUAUCCAGAACGCAGACAGAAUCUACUUCAUCAAGGAGGGACGAGUGAGCGAGUCUGGGACCCACGAUCAACUACUAGCACAACGAGGCGAUUACUACGAAUUCGUGCAACUACAGGCCCUAAGCAAACGAGAAUAG
Psilocybe cubensis is the source of this 3972-nucleotide messenger RNA. RefSeq lists its product as uncharacterized. Gene Ontology annotation, cellular component: membrane. NCBI's taxonomy places the organism in Eukaryota, Fungi, Basidiomycota, Agaricomycetes, Agaricales, Agrocybaceae. Gene Ontology annotation, biological process: transmembrane transport. The record is from RefSeq and is a predicted model, not a curated record. Bases 1 to 3972 code for a protein of 1323 amino acids. The transcript is spliced from 23 exons. Gene Ontology annotation, molecular function: ATP binding; ABC-type transporter activity; ATP hydrolysis activity.